This is a messenger RNA of Vicia villosa (hairy vetch), 1215 nucleotides long. RefSeq lists its product as uncharacterized. The transcript has a single exon. Bases 1 to 1215 code for a protein of 404 amino acids. NCBI's taxonomy places the organism in Eukaryota, Viridiplantae, Streptophyta, Magnoliopsida, Fabales, Fabaceae. The record is from RefSeq and is a predicted model, not a curated record.
AUGACGCGGUACAAAAGUUUGCCCGAUGAAUCCGUCACUUCAUGGAAAGUGCUCGAAAAACUUUUCUCUAGACACUUCACGACCUCCCGAAGACAUCCAAAAUCAGAAGCAUCCUUAGAGGCCAUCAUCCAAGGAAAAGAUGAAUCCCUCCGGGCCUACAUAGAAAGGUUCAACAAAGAGGUCGUGCAAGUGUCCACGACAGCCCAUAUGAAGAAGUUCUUGCUCGAGCGAGGCCUCCGACCGCGCUCUGACUUCGCCAAAGCCGUCGGGAUCGAAACGCCCGCCACUUUGGACGAAUUCUUCCUUAAGGCCCAAGCAUACAUACAAUACGAGGAAAAGGAGGUGGCUCAUGCAGUCCGCAACUCAAGACAGGAAGAGAAUACUAAAGGUGCCCGUCAAGACGACUCUCACCGAGGAACUAAUAAGAAGAAAGAAGAUAAAGGUCGAGAUCCAAAAGACUACAAGGCAUCAGUAGGAAAGUUUCGGGAGUACACCCCGCUGAAUGCGUCCAGGGAACGCAUUUUGAACGAGCGCGCGAACGCAGAAUUCCAAAUGGGCAAAGUCCGCUUCCCGAAGUCCAUGCCUACACGGCCAAACAUGGAUAAUUCGAAGUUCUUCCGGUUCCACAAAGGCCACGGGCAUAACACAGAAGACUGCAUCCACCUGAAGGACGCAAUAGAAAUAUUAAUCCGAGAAGGACACCUGAAGCAAUACGCGAAGAAGCAAGAGGCCACCAAAGAAGCCAAGCCGAUCACUGAAGAAAAGUCGGCGGAAGAUACGCCCGCCAUGCAAGUGGCCAUGAGUAUCACCAGACCAGAGGACUUUUACCUCCCCGAUUGGGCCCGGGUGUCUUCCAUUCCCUCUCCUCACAGCCCAUGGGAAGUUUUCCCUUCCGCCAUGGUCAUAUCUGGGGGAGGAUUCAACAAACUCACCGUCGGAUCCGUGAAACGGAAAUUCGACGAGCUAAUUUCAGCUAGUUCAAGCAAAGCCGCUACUCUCGACCUCACCAAGGGUGGCUCAUCUUCCAUAUCUUUCUACAAAGAGGAACUGCCCGACGGAGCACCCAACGCGACCAUCCCCUUCCUUAUCCAGGCUCGAAUGGCCAACUUUGAUGUGUGCCGCAUUCUGGUCGAUCAAGGGAGUUCGGUGGACAUUAUGUACUCCCAGUUAUUCAAAACGCUGCAAUUAAACGACAGCCACCUCACCCCUACGUAG